Messenger RNA from Sesamum indicum (sesame), 4047 nucleotides. RefSeq lists its product as uncharacterized. The record is from RefSeq and is a predicted model, not a curated record. Lineage: Eukaryota; Viridiplantae; Streptophyta; Magnoliopsida; Lamiales; Pedaliaceae.
UCUUUUCUUGAGGCCCGAAAAAGUAAUUAUGGAAAACUAGAAGGGCAUCCAGUAAAUCAACAUCAAUAGCAUAAGCCAAAACCAGGAAGCGACGCUGUAUUGCACAAAACUUGGCUUUGAAGGAGAAGAGUCACAGAGGGAGACAAACCCACCCCUUGUCUCUUCCCUUUGCUUUCUCAGUGAUGAGGCCUCUGUUCAUAUCUCACACAAGUCUUUUGGGGUUUGAUUGAUCAGUCCAAUUUUGAUCUUGAGCAAGAAUGGCGGGUUUGGGCUCUAUUGGUUGUGGAGCAGGAGGAAAUUCAUCAUCGUCAUCUUCAAAUUUGUCAGCUUUAGCCCCGCCGUUUACUGUUGAUAGACUAAACACUCAACCCAACUCAAACCCUCUUUUACAUUAUCCUGACCCGCCUUACUCGGUUGAGUCCUUCAGCCACGCGUGGCAAUAUGCACGCCCUUCAGCCCCUGGACCUGAACUGGUUGUGGAUUCCACUGGAAUUGCUAGCGUGCCCUUGUCUGACGAAUAUCGAUUUUCAGCAUCCCCGACUAGCACCCAUUGGUCUGCUAUUAGUCCUGGUACUAGAACCCCAGUCAGUGCAUUUGCUUAUGGUGGUGAAGUCAAGCCGUAUUAUUCUUCGCCAUAUGCUCCUUCUUUGGUUGGAGAAGAUAGUUUAUUGGUCAAGGAUGAGGGGUCUCAUUACAAUGCAGUGCCUACUUCUGGAUUGAGUGUAACAUCUCAAUUUGAUUAUACUCAAAGUUUGUUUGAUUUGGAGUAUGGACAUCAAUGGGUAGAUGGGUUGGGAUUCGAUGAUGGGAAGCGAGCCAAAAGAGUAGAACUAGAUGGAAGUUUCUCAUCUGAGAAGGCAAAUGUUGGUGCCUCAUAUAGUUACAAUAAUCAACUGAACCAAGGAGGAUGUGUUACUGAGAAUCGAAACAAAUCUAAAGAAGAUCCUGCUGUUUCAUAUAAAAAACUCAAUAAGGAGUUUGACAGGGAAGUCCAGACUGGAGUCACUGGCCCCUUAAAUGUUGGACAUAUCGAAGAUAAGUCAUGUCUUGAGCAAAAUCUUGGCUUUUUUCCCUAUGAUUCAAAUACUUCUCAUAUCCUGGCAUCCAGUUCAACCUACCCAGAAUCUCACCCUUCUGUCCUAUCCUGGGAAGUGCAAAAAAAUUUCUCAAACUAUCAGAACUCAUAUAGUCCAUAUGAAAAAUGUGUUGGGCCAACUCACACGCCCUUUCAUGGUACUUCGUCAGUGACAAGGCCGUCCCCUGCUCUGGUCAUUAGGCCACCAACUGCUACAACUAGUAACUUGGGACAAAUUACUGCUUCUUGCAGACCUGCUCGAAGUGACAAUGUUGGAGGUUUCCACGGUUUGGAUUCGGAUCAAUCUAAUCCCUCAAAAUGGAAGGAUUCUGGCCUAAAACCAAGCUCUGAGAUCAAAGAAGAUCCUGUUGAAUCAAAUCUUUCUAACUUCUCAAAGCAGCGGAAUGAUCUCAUUUCAUCAACUUCAGUGAAAGAACACUCGAGUCCAUUGCAUUCUAAGGAUACUUCUGAUUAUAAGAUUAAAGCAAGAUGGGGAUCUCAAUUACAAGAUAUAAAUGCCUGUGGUGGUUUUCCUAUGGUUUGUGAUAAUCAAGUAGUUAACUCCACUGAGGAUUCUUCAGAUUUAAUAGAUCAUCACAACCCAGCAGAGGAUUCACCCUGUUGGAAAGGAGCACCAUCUUCUGACUUUUCGCAAUUUGAUGUUGAAGCUGGCAACUCUAAACAUGUCAAGAAAAAUUUGGAUGAAUAUUAUAGAUUUAAUCAUGAAGAGCAUCAAAAUCUCCACUCAGUAACUGAUUGUAAUAGAGUUUUUCCUGAAAAAACUGGCGGAGGCAACAAGACUAAUCAAACUGGAUGUGCAAGAAAUGGUGGAGUACUUACGUCGGAGAGGAGUCUUGAUGCUAUCUGUUCAAGUAAAGACCAGAGUUUAUUGGGUGGGGCAGAAAGCAGAAUUUGGAGUUCAGCUUUGCCAAGCAGUAGGGGAGUUGAGAGAAGUGAUGACCCCAAUAUGCUGACAAAACAGUCUUGUUUAGUAAGCAACUUGAAUAGUGGUUUGGAGAUGAAAGUUUCUGACACCAAGCAUUUAAUUGGUGAAGCGGGUGCUGGCUUGACCCUAAAUGAUGUCUCUGAAGGUGGUGCUGUUGCAGUUCAUGCGGCAGAGAAGGUUCUAGCUUCACCUGCUUCGCAAGAAGAUGCCAAUGAGCGGAUCAAACUACCAGAUCCAAAAUUGAAUGUGCCGACAAUGAUUAAGGCAAUACAUAAUCUUUCAGAGUUGCUUCUGUUUCAGCUUUCAAACAAUGCAUGCUCCUUGGAAGAAGAAAAUACAGAGACUCUCAAGCAUGUAAUGAGUAACCUUGACUCAUGUGUGAGUAAAUCAAACGUCCAGGCAACUAAUAAGUCAGAAACAAGCCAUCCUGUGGGAGACAAAUCUGAGAAACUUGGCCAGUCUUCUAAUAUGGAUAAAAUUUCAGGAAGCCCUCAUACGAGAAAUGAAGCUGCAAACACUACUGUCAAGCUUGAUUAUCAAUAUAUGCAUGAAGAGGAGAGAAACUACAGUUUUUUUGGUAAGAAAGAUGAGAAAUCACAAAUUUUAUCACCGUUGAGGGAUGACAUAAACAUAACAAGGGAUGAUGAUAUGGCCAAGGCUAUAAAGAAGGUUCUUGAGGAGAAUUUCCACUUCAAUGAAGAAAUGCAUUCACAAGCACUUCUCUUUAAGAGUUUGUGGCUCGAGGCAGAAGCUAAACUGUGUUCCAUUAGUUAUAAAGCCCGCUUUGACAGAAUGAAGAUUCAAAUGGAAGAAACUAAACUCCAGGCACCACAAGGAAAUGAAUUUGUUGCAGAAAUGAUGUCUAAAGUUUGUGUUUCAGCUGAUCCAAUGACACCUUCCAAGCUGGCCCCCAAGGCUCAUUAUGUCAAAAUUCCGCAACCAACCUUAUAUAACUUCUACAUGUCUGGCAUGAGUGGGCAUGCUGAUGAUGUUGAUGCUUCCGUCAUGGCCAGAUUCAAUAUCUUGAAAUCUCGAGAGGACAACCUGAAACCAAUAAAUAAGGGAGAGGACCAGCAUCCUGAGAUGGUUGAUGAUGAGCAUGCAGGUUCUGUCAUGGCCAGAUUCAAUGUCCUGAAAUCUCGCGAGAACAACUCAAAACCAAUAAAUAUGGAAGAGGAACAGCAUCCAGAUAUGGUUGAUUCUGAGCCUGCAGGUUCUAUCAUGGCUAGAUUCAAUAUCUUGGAAUCUCGGGAGGACAACCCAAAUCCAAUAAACAUGGAAGAGAAACGGCGCCCUGAGAUGGUUGAUUGUGACCAUACAGGUUCUGUCAUGGCCAGGUUCAAUAUCCUGAAAUCACGAGAGAACAACUCAAAUUUGACUAGAAUGGAAGAGGAGCAACGACCUCAGAUAGUUGAAGGUGAGAAGUACCUUGGUCCAUAUGGCUGUGGUCAAUCUGAAGAUGAAACUUUAAAUGUGGCUCAGAAAUCUCAUUUCCUGCAUCAAACUGGUGGUGUAAGUGAAGGCAAAUUUGGUUCAUGUGUAGAUGGUGCUGGAUGUGAAUCUCCAACCAAAUUUCAUCUCUCUGUCAUGGGUGAUCCAAUAAUCCAGUCAUUCAAGAACAGCAGGAUGAUAGAUCAAAGUAGCUCGGGAUGGCGUGAUAGUUCCUCUUCAGACUGGGAACAUGUGCUGAAAGAUGAUUUUUCAUGGAAGAACAUGUAGAUUUCGUACUGGGGCUGGACCUGCUGAUAAGAGGCAUUUUAGAUCAUCUCCUUUGUGAAUAUUGCUUCCUCGUCAUACUUUCAGACCAUGUAAUGGAUUUUGAUUGCAUGGAAAAACUUAUCGAACAUCGAUUGGAGCCUAGAGGUGAAACUCUAAUUUGGGUAAAAAUAACCAGAUCUAAUGGCUUUAGUAAACUGUCGACUCGUGUAUAUAUUGUAAAAAUGGAUAUUUUGCUUAUACUUGCGUGUAUGAAGUGAUAUUUCUGGGAUUCUGAAGGCCUGAUGGAUUGUUGCUUGUUUUGUGCUUA